Molecule: messenger RNA, 408 nt
Organism: Saxophila tyrrhenica
Lineage: Eukaryota; Fungi; Ascomycota; Dothideomycetes; Mycosphaerellales; Extremaceae
Exons: 2
Coding region: 1-408 (135 amino acids)
Source: RefSeq, a predicted model, not a curated record
AUGCCGUUGGUUCGAUCGAAGCGAGACAACAUGUGCUACUACGAGCAAUACCGUUUCGAAUGCGGCGACUGGAAAUGGGGCAACUUCAAGCGCCACUGCCAGUCCGAGUACCGCAUGGGCGAAACUUGCGGCAUGAAACUCAUUCUCCACACUCUGCCGGUUCCAAACAAGUGCCAGUGGUGCGAGAAGAUUGACAAGAAGACCCGCCGCUACGAGAAGACCCGAGCAGAUUACGGCCGCUGGUAUCAGGACCCAAGCCGUCAGGCCUCGGCGGCUAAGGCACUCGAGGACAUGCACGCGCUUGCCGGCGAGAUCAAGACGAUUCAGGCCGAGAGGCAAUCGAGGAUGCAGAACGUCGGCAAUGUUCGCCGCGCUGCUCCUCAGUCGAGGGCUGCCGCGCAGGCCUGA